UCCGCUUCUCGUAGCUCUCCGUGGCAGCUCCGUACUCCAGCAGGCUCCUGGGUCCGUAAUGGUUCAGACCAAUGGAAUGGUGAUAAUGUCCUGCGAAGCCAAAACCUCGCCCACUAGCACGCGCAUCUACUGGCUGAGACAUCGCCAGGCUCCAAGCCCGGACAGUCACUACGAGUGCCUGGCCUACUGGGAUCCCAUAAAAGGGAUUGUGUAUGGACAGGAAGUGGAGCCAGAGAAGCUAACUGUGUUUCCAGACGCGACCCGGUCCAUUCUCAAUCUCACAAGUGUGAAGCCUGCAGACAGUGGCAUCUACUUCUGCAUGACCGUUGGGUCGCCCGAGCUGACCUUCGGGAAGGGAACUCGGCUGAGUGUGGUUGAUGUCCUUCCCACCACUGCCCAGCCCACCAAGAAGCCCACCCCCAGGAAGAAAAUGUGUCGGCCCCCAAGCCCAGUGACCCAGAAGGGCCCAUCCUGUGGCCUCCUCACCCUCGGCCUGUUGGUGGCUGGAGUCCUUGUUCUGCUGGUGUCCUUGGGUGUGGCCAUCCACCUAUACCGCCUGAAGAGGAGAGCCCGGCUUCGCCUCCUGAAACAGUUUUAUAAAUGAGCAGAGAAUAUGCUUUUGGUGUCCUGCUACAAAAAUAUGUUGGUCAAUAAUGAGCGAGAUCUGGAAAAAUGAGAGAGAAGGGACAUGCUCAACUCCCUCAAUUGUGGCAAUUUCACUGACCUGCUGAAGUUGCCU
Messenger RNA from Puma concolor (puma), 739 nucleotides. The record is from RefSeq and is a predicted model, not a curated record. NCBI's taxonomy places the organism in Eukaryota, Metazoa, Chordata, Mammalia, Carnivora, Felidae.